AGAGACGGCAUCAGCUGCGCUUUGCUAACAGCAAAAGGGACGAAAAACGGGAAUAAAGAACAAGUUUUAAACGAGUGACAGAGGAGCGCUCCUCAUCGCUUCACCUGCUGGGUCUCACUGACUCUCUACCGGAUUUACGAGAUUGUUAAAUUCAGUUGUCUUAGCUAAUUAGCUAGCGUUCGAGCUAACUAGCUACCGUUAGCCGCUCGCGAUGUCCGAGCAAAGAGGAAACGAGGAGACAAACCUUCAACCAGGCGCAGGCGCGCCGCCAGAGGACGACAGAGAGCCGGGGGGGGAUGGACACGAGGAGCAGGCCGGCAGGUCCACCACAGGUGAGCCUCAGGCUGAUCACCAGGUGAGAGAGCCUCCUGGAGGAGAAGGUGCGGGGAGCUCCGCGGUAACAGAUGUUCCGGAGGAAGAAGCUGAAGCUCGAUCUGCUCUUCAGGAUGAAGCAGAGCCUCGCGGAGGAGAAGAUGCGGGGAGCUCCACGGCUACAGUGAAGGUGGUGCUGGUGCCGGGGGGUCACGUGAUGACGGUGGCCUUCGCCAUCGGCCUCCGCGUCCAGGAGCUGAAGCUCCAGCUCGCCGCCGAGCUCCGGGUUCCAGCCGAGGUUCUGCAGAUCUCUCUGGACGGCAAGGUGGUGGAGGAGCAGUGGAGUCUGAUGGAGCUCGGUGUGCAGCCUCAGGGCUCCACCCGGAUGGAGAUGAGCUCCACCGACCCAACCGCCCACCCGCUCCGCCCGCUGUGCCCCCCGGAGCGGGACAACGUGCCGGACGUCAUCACCGUGCGAGUCCAAACAGACAAUGGUGUGUCCCGAGAGGUGGUGGUGGAGAUCGAGCGCCCCCCCCAGCAGAAAGCCUUCCUGGGUGGCUACAGGCACCGGCUGACGGAGGUAGAGUACCACCACGCUGCCGCCCAGACUCCACCCAAGAGGAGAUCCGACAGAGAGCUGGUGGUCUUCAGCCGCGACACACAGAUAGCGCACGUGAGGUCUCGUGCACUGCAGUGUCCAGUCGACGUCGCCACACAGAUGACCGCCAUCGGCUGCCACAUCUCCUGCAAAAGCGACAGGCUGGUCGCCGUACACGGCGCCUACAUCACUGCCGAGGAAUACCACGGCGCCCGGCUGAGAGCGGUGAUUCGUCUGCAGGCGUUCGCUCGGCGCUGGCUGGCCUGGCAGCAAAUGGACCGGCUGCGGAAAGACCGAGACCAGCGGCUGGCCUGGCUGGAGCUGCAGGAGAGGAGGAGGAAGUGGGAGAAGGAAGAGCAGCUGAGGGACCACCGCCGCUGCCAGACCAACCCACAGAGGAGGAAGGACUUCGAACUGCUGUACCACGCGCUAGAGAGGUGGAGGCGCGAAGAGGAGCAGCGGAUCAGCAUGACCCUGCAAGGGGUUGAGAGGAAGGUCGCCCUCUGCUCGCUGCUGGAGCAGGAGACAAAGCUCAUCUCCAGCAUUGAAGAGCAUCGCGCCGCAGCCCGGGAGGACGGCCGAGAGCAAGCAGUCAUUAGCCUGCUGGACAAGUCGGCAGCCCCUCAUCAGUGGCGAGCGGCAGACGGCCGGAUGGUGAGCAUUGAAAAUGAACACACCAUCAGAGCCAGAGAGCUGAGAGAUCUGUAUGAAGACAUCAGCCGCUCAUCUGUCAGCCGGGAACAGAGACUCCACGUCCUCCUGACCCUCAAACACACCAUGAAGGUGCGCGAGUGUCAGCUGACCCGGGACGUGGUGGGUUUGAUUGACAGGGAGGUGGACCUGAUGACUCGGGGGGUGAAGGCGGCCAGUCUGGAGGGGCUGAGGAAGAGGAUCUCCACUCUGUUCCUCCAGUACAUCAAAACGCCGGCGUUCAACCCUGAGGUGGCCAAGCUGCUGAAGAACGCCUCUCAGCUGAAGAACGGCACGUUCCUCUGUGGCGCCUGCUCUUGCUACCUGCUUUCCUCCGACUUCAGCCUGGCCGCCGGUGCCCGUCCAAGGGGCCGGUGCCGCAACUGUAUCAACCUCGACAACAUAGCAAGGUCCCGGAAGGUCUUCUUUUGCUAUGAGAAGAUACUGAGGAGGCUGAGAGCCGACGAGCAGCGACUCAACAGGGAGGCCAAGAUCCCCUUCCUGCUGCAGGUGGAGGACCUGCAGUACCUGGUCGAGGUGGUCUGGGAGUCCCGCUCAGCCCUCCAAGCCAGCAGUGACAUCUACGACCUGGUGUUGGUCCGCUGGGAGCGCCGGACGGACUGGAGCCCCUGGAACUGUAUCCUACUGUCCAAAGAUGCGGCUCCAGCUCACCUGGAGGUGGAAGACGUCCACAAGGCGUACGAGGCCACGUUCAUCCUCAGCAUCCAACACAAACACGUGCUGGCCCGGCGCCACUUCAGCCAGCUCUCUGUCAUGGCCGAGCACCUGGACCCUUGGCCGCCCGCCCCCCUGGGUUACCAGCUCGUCUCCAAGACCAGCACCGUGGUGAAAGGCCAACGCACCAGCCACAACUCGGCUCGUUAAGAAACGCGCUUAUUGUGUGGUUGUCCAAAAUAAAGGUCAUGAUGGUUUUGGCUUAUCCUA
Gasterosteus aculeatus aculeatus (three-spined stickleback) is the source of this 2545-nucleotide messenger RNA. RefSeq names its product IQ motif and ubiquitin domain containing (gene iqub). The record is from RefSeq and is a predicted model, not a curated record. Gene Ontology annotation, cellular component: acrosomal vesicle; motile cilium. Gene Ontology annotation, biological process: cilium assembly; flagellated sperm motility. Gene Ontology annotation, molecular function: protein binding. NCBI's taxonomy places the organism in Eukaryota, Metazoa, Chordata, Actinopteri, Perciformes, Gasterosteidae.